GCCGUAGAAAUGUUGACUAUAUGCUUUUCUACGAUGACGUCAAAUUGCUUCUUGCCUAAAUCAAAACCAACAAAUCAGAAAACAAUCAAAUCCGACCACCCUACCAAGCUCACCCUACUUUACUAGUCAUCACAUGCCCUUAUCAAAUAUGUUCACUGAAUAUUCGGACCAAAGGGUACUACUAAACAGUCUCCCGGCGAAGCCACCACCUUCCGCUAUUUGACCAAACUACCCCUGCUCCCUAACCUGAGCUUACCAAACUACCCCUGAAAGGCCAGUCUCUUUUCUCAAUCCCCAACCACCCCUUCUUUGACCUUUUGCCAACAUCUCACCAAACUCCCCCACUCUCUCUGCUUAUAAUAAUAUUCCUUUUUUUUUUAAAACAAAUAUUUUGGAAAAGCAAAACCUCCCUCCCUCCCUCCCUGUAUAAAAACCUCAGCUUUGCCUCCUCUGUUUUUUCUUCUUCUUCAGGGCCGCACAACCCACCAACCCUCCCCUUGGUCUUCUUCCCCUUGCCCUCCGGCGAUCCACAACCACCAAACAGAGCUCUACCUUUUCUUCUCGAUUCAGAAAUGGCGCUUUCCAACCUCUCUUCCAAGUCCCUCUACGCCUCUCCUCACCCGCUUUCUUCCAACAACCAGCUCCAAUCCCACCAACAACCCAAUUUGUCCGUCUGGAAGAGGAAUGCCGGCGGUUCCAGAUCCAAUCUACCGUCCAUCUCCGCCGUUCACGCCGCCGAGCCUGCGAAAAACCCUGUCAAGGGCCCCACUGUCCCAGCCGUCCCGGUCGCUGCGCCCGCCGUCGUCUCUCCUCCUGCUAAGUGGACCGUGGACAGCUGGAAGACCAAGACCGCGUUGCAGCUUCCUGAGUACCCGAAUGAGAGUGAUCUUCAGGAUGUUUUGAAGACCAUUGAGGAUUUCCCUCCCUUGGUCUUCGCCGGUGAAGCCAGGAGUCUAGAGGAGAAAUUGGGAGAUGCGGCCGUUGGCAAGGCUUUCUUGCUUCAGGGUGGAGACUGUGCUGAGAGUUUCAAGGAGUUCAAUGCCAAUAACAUCAGGGAUACUUUCAGGAUCUUGCUGCAGAUGGGGGCUGUUCUCAUGUUUGGUGGUCAAAUGCCCGUUAUUAAGGUGGGGAGAAUGGCUGGUCAAUUUGCAAAGCCAAGGUCAGAUGCAUAUGAGGAAAUAGAUGGGAAGAGGCUGCCAAGCUACAAGGGGGACAAUAUCAAUGGUGAUACUUUUGAUGAGAAGUCAAGGAUUCCGGAUCCACAGAGGAUGAUCAGAGCCUACUGUCAAUCUGCUGCAACACUCAACCUUCUUAGGGCAUUUGCCACUGGUGGGUAUGCUGCAAUGCAAAGGGUUACACAGUGGAAUCUCGAUUUCGCUGAGCGCAGUGAGCAGGGCGAUAGGUACCAAGAAUUGGCUAAUCGGGUGGAUGAGGCAUUAGGAUUCAUGGCUGCUGCUGGACUGACAGUAGAACACCCCAUCAUGACAACUACUGAAUUCUGGACUUCCCAUGAGUGCUUGCUAUUGCCAUAUGAGCAAUCUCUCACAAGGUUGGAUUCCACAUCUGGUCUCUACUAUGAUUGCUCAGCUCACAUGCUGUGGUGUGGAGAGAGAACUCGGCAACUCGAUGGUGCCCACGUGGAGUUCCUUAGAGGAAUCUCCAAUCCUCUCGGGAUCAAGGUGAGCCAGAAAAUGGACCCAGCUGAGUUGGUGAAACUGAUUGAGAUCUUGAACCCUGCCAAUAAGCCAGGGAGGAUAACAAUCAUUUGCAGAAUGGGUGCUGAGAACAUGAGAGUCAAGCUCCCCCACUUGAUCAGAGCCGUGCGGAGGUCUGGAAUAAUUGUGACAUGGGUCUGCGAUCCAAUGCAUGGAAACACCAUCAAGGCGCCAUGUGGGCUGAAAACCCGCCCUUUUGAUAACAUCUUGGCUGAAGUACGUGCAUUCUUUGACGUCCAUGAGCAAGAAGGAAGCCACCCAGGAGGAAUUCACCUCGAGAUGACUGGCCAAAAUGUGACCGAGUGCAUCGGAGGAUCUCGCACGGUCACUUUUGAUGACUUGAGCUCUCGAUACCACACCCACUGCGACCCUAGGCUGAAUGCUUCACAGUCUCUGGAGCUAGCUUUCAUUAUAGCAGAGCGGCUCAGAAAGAGGAGGAUGGGCAACCGUGGUUUUCUGGGAUUGUAGGCGACGCCCCAAAGUGAUCUGUGGUGGGGGUCUCCAUGUAUUAUGUGUCAACAUACGAAGAGCAGUGAUGAACUUGGGCUGGAACUCGGAGAAGCAAAGAGCUGCGUGCCCUUUUAACAACUCAAGCUUAGAUAAGAACUGGUAGUCUUCUGAGUUCAUUACUUAUUGUUUGCUAUUAGGGGAUUACAUUUUCAUUUUUUUGCCUUCGUUGCCAUGUUUCAAUUCUAUUUAUGGAGUGUCUGAAAUGUCUGUAUGGUGUGUGUGCAAAGCAGAAAAGCCGGGCCGUUUUUACGAAUGAUGCCAGCUGAAAGCCUUGUAAAAUUUCUGCAACUUAGUAGUUUCUUUUUGGAAAUUUCCAUGUAUUUGUGAAUGAACAAGUGCGAGACAAUCAUGCAAUAAGGAGUUGCUUUUGAAGCAAUCAGUUUACUCUUAUUUCUACUUUUUGGCUUAGCCUAGAUGACUCUUGUUGGUCUCCAAAAACCUGCAGAAGCAACUAACGGCUACCAACGGCAAGUGUUGACACCUCACAGUAUAUAAGUCAACUCAAAACAUCAAUAAGUUCCUUUCGACACCACCGCGACUUAUUGGUGCGUCUAUAAUGUACACCUAGAUUCAUUUACAUUGCUCAAGAUUUCUAGCAUUAUAUCCACCACAAUUUAUAGGUCCAGACCAUCGUUACAAAUUCUAGUAUGCUUAUAUAAUCAGAGGAAUGAUUAUAACGUUGUAUAUCUGUAAUUCGAUUUCUUGCACAGAAAAAAUAGAUUAAUUGUCCUCUUCAAAGUAACAUUAAUCAGAGGAAUGAUUAUAACGUUGUAUAUCUGUAAUUCGAUUUUUUGCACAGAAAAAAUAGAUUAAUCGUCCUCUUCAAAGUAACAUUCGCUUUGCUAUAUUUUGGAAUAAAAAUAAAUUGAGACAUAUAUUACCAGUAUAUACCAUGGUGGUAAGACUUGAUAGUACAUAAGAUUAUACAAUGAUGGUACACAUAUGUACCAUUGUGGUAUGUAUAUAUUAUAUGAUGGAUGUAUAUAUGAUUGUUGUUGGGGAUAUGGCGCGGUUAAUCGCACACACUAGACGCGCUCUCAGUAGAACCACCCAUCACAAGCUAAGGCAAAGGGUGGAUAUGCGAUGCAAGCGCGGAUUCAAGCCCUUACACGACGACGUUCCACUUUCUGACAUGGUGUCACACUGUCAUGUCAUAGGCAUGAGCUACAAGAGCGUGCGCCAACCGUCUUGUCCAAGGUCACGUCGCAUUUAAUACCCACCCACUGGAUUGUAGCCUAUAAAUGCAACAUUUAAUC
Molecule: messenger RNA, 3481 nt
Organism: Linum trigynum
Lineage: Eukaryota; Viridiplantae; Streptophyta; Magnoliopsida; Malpighiales; Linaceae
Source: the annotation of a GenBank genome assembly